Molecule: messenger RNA, 2280 nt
Organism: Neodiprion virginianus
Lineage: Eukaryota; Metazoa; Arthropoda; Insecta; Hymenoptera; Diprionidae
Gene: l(2)34Fd
Product: nucleolar protein 10
Exons: 11
Coding region: 121-2226 (701 amino acids)
Biological process (GO): maturation of SSU-rRNA from tricistronic rRNA transcript (SSU-rRNA, 5.8S rRNA, LSU-rRNA)
Cellular component (GO): nucleolus; nucleus; small-subunit processome
Molecular function (GO): protein binding
Source: RefSeq, a predicted model, not a curated record
UAGCCAAAUUGAGGUUAUGUUACGCUAGUUCCGUCUAAGCUAGCUGUAAUAACAGAAGCGUGCAGGCAGGCCUGCACAGUAUUUUCUAUUAAAUUUGUGCUUUAUGUGAACGUAAAUAAAAUGCAGGUCUCAGAUCCUAAUAAUGUGAAAAUCUACAACUUGAGUGCGGGCAAAUCUCUUCCCGAGUGGUUAUCAGAGAGAAAGCGACGAAGUUUACUAAAAAAAAAUGCCGAUAUCAGAAGACGCAUCGAACUUAUUCAGGAUUUUGAUAUGCCUGGAAUUAGUACGUCUGUCAAAGUUUCCAGGGAUGGCCAAUAUAUUUUUGCUACUGGCAUAUAUAAGCCAAGGGUAAAAUGUUUUGACGUGAACAACCUAUCCCUUAAAUUUGAGCGCUGCUUCGAUUCUGAAGUUCUCACAUUUGAAAUAUUGUCUGACGACUACAGUAAGUUAGUCUUCUUGCACUGUGAUAGAUACAUUGAAUUUCAUUCGGCGCAAGGGAAAUAUUAUAGACUUAGGAUACCCCGGUUUGGAAGAGACAUGCAGUACCAUUAUCCGUCCUGCGACCUAUUUGUUGUUGGUGCUAGCAAUGAGAUCUAUCGACUGAACCUAGAGAGGGGACAAUUUUUACAAUCAUUAUUUACGGAGGCCUCUGGGAUAAACAGGUGCACCAUAAAUCCUAUUCAUCAUUCGCUAAUGAUUGGUACUCAGGAAGGACGAAUCGAAGCCUGGGAUCCUCGUACCAGAAACAAAGUUGGUACAUUAGACUGCGCGUUUCAUUGUGUCACCGAAAAUACCCAACUUGAAGGAUUUCCGUCAAUUACUGCCCUCAAGUUUCAGGAUGCACUUACAUUGGGCGUGGGUACUGCUACAGGUCAAGUAUUACUCUACGACAUUAGAUCAAAUAAACCAUUGUUGGUAAAGGAUCACAUGUACGGAUUACCAAUCAGAGAUAUUGAAUUUCACAAUCAGAUGGGUAUGAUCUACUCUAUGGAUAGUUCGGUCGUUAAAAUUUGGGAUAAACAAACGGGCAAGCUGUACACCUCAAUAGAAGCACAGGCAGAUUUCAACAAUAUGUGUGUUGUUCCGAAUACCGGAAUGAUGUUUAUUGCUAAUGAAGAUACUAAGUUACAAACUUACUACAUACCCAGCCUAGGACCUGCACCUAGGUGGUGCAGUUUUCUUGAUAAUCUUACUGAAGAACUUGAAGAGUCUAACUUUGAUACUGUUUAUGAUGACUAUAAAUUCAUUACUGAGAAGGAACUGGACGAUUUCGGACUAGCACAUCUUAAAGGAAGUAACUUACUUAGGGCAUACAUGCACGGAUAUUUUAUGGAUGCUAGGCUCUACAGAAAGGCUAGAGACGUAGCUCAGCCUUUCAACUUUGAUGAAUAUCAGAGGAAACAGAUCAGAAAGAAAAUUGAAGAGGAACGUACGAACCGAGUGCAGGUUUCAAAAUUGCCAUCAGUUAAUAAACGUCUAGCUCAGAAAUUGCUGGAUAACGAAUUAGAUCCAAAAGCAAAACGGAAAACACCAAAUCUUCUCAAAGACAAUCGGUUCAAGCCAUUAUUUGAAGAUCCAAACUUUGAAGUGGACGAAAACACAGAGGAGUUCCGUUUGCUAAAUCCUGUAGUAUCACAACUUGCCAAAUCUAGAAGAAUAGAAUUAAACAAGAAACUUGAAGCUCAAGCUCGAUUUGACAUAGCCAGAGAAGAAGAAAACGCACUUGAAGGUAAACGAAGUUCGGAGGAAAGUUCAUUGUCGGAUGAUGAUAGUUCGGAUGACGACAAAGGCUGGGCUAAGGAAGUUCAGAAGCAGCACAAAUUAAUAAAGAGAGAGACGAGACAAAGAGAGUGGGAAGAAGAAAAGGCGCGAAGAGAAGAGAAUCAAGAAACAGAAGCAGUAGAUCGAUCAGAGAGCAAAUCAGCUAAAUUUUUCAAACUCAAAGAAGGCGUCGAGUUUAUGGGUAUCAGGACUGUCAGACAAAAACAAAACAAAGCGAGCCUUGGCCAAAGAUUGCAAGCUGAAGAAGUCAAUAGUGUCAGAAUGCUUGGUUCGUUGGGAAAUAGAGAAAUGACAUUCAGCACUAAAAAGCUAAAAAAAUCAGGUGGCUAUUCGGAAGAGAAAACAGUUAAGCAUUGUGCGGAGCGUAAGCGAUUGUCUCGUUCAGCGGGGAAAAUCGGCAAUAAAUUGAAGCCGAAAUUUUGGAACGGCAAAAGAGUUGUAUAGGAUCGACGGACGAAAACAAAAUGAAAAAAAAAAUCUUUUAUACUUACUUGUAAA